Molecule: messenger RNA, 1120 nt
Organism: Aspergillus ochraceoroseus IBT 24754
Lineage: Eukaryota; Fungi; Ascomycota; Eurotiomycetes; Eurotiales; Aspergillaceae
Product: PQ-loop repeat-containing protein
Exons: 5
Coding region: 100-1068 (322 amino acids)
Biological process (GO): basic amino acid transmembrane export from vacuole
Cellular component (GO): fungal-type vacuole membrane
Source: RefSeq, a predicted model, not a curated record
UCUCGUCCGUCUUUUCCCUCUCUCUUGCAACCCAUGCAGCCUUCCUUAGACUUCUCCUCUACCUGAAAUCCCACAGACUCUAUUACCGGACUUUCAGCCAUGUCUGGAGUAGAACCAGUCCCGUUAACACCGCGGGAAGCUGCAUCAGGACUGCUCGGCUCGAUAUCCCUGACCUGCUGGAUUUUCUUGUUGCUCCCCCAACUCAUUGAAAACUACCGCAAUGGCAAUGCGGAAGCCAUAUCAAUGCUUUUCCUCUUCGUCUGGUUCGUCGGCGAUAUAACGAACCUCAUUGGCGGCGCCUGGGCCGGCCUGGUCCCCGUCAUCGUCGCCAUUGCCGUAUACUUCUGUAUCGCGGACGGUGUCCUCAUCGCUCAAUGUCUCUACUACCGGGUUAGGAAUGCACGCCGUGUCGCUCGCGAAAGGCUCUCUUCAACUGCUACCCCUGAACCCACCACUCCGCUUCUGGGGCGGCGAUUCAGUGAUGUAGUAGUAGGAAUAAGUGAGGAUCCAGUGCGUCGUCGCGGUUCUCGAACGGGGCCCUCAUACAGCGCUAUUCCUGGUGCUGCGCCGCCUAUGAGUCAGAAUCCGGAAGAUACGCUUGCGAAGUUAGUGGAGGAGAAUAGUGCCGGUUCUUCAGCUUGGGUGAAGAACAUCAGCAGCGUGCUGGCUAUUUGCGUGAUUGGUAUGGCUGGUUGGACUAUUGCGUGGCAGACGGGGGUGUGGGAGCCUGCUCCUCAGAGCGAUAAUGGGGGCGUGGAUACGGCUUUUGGAGCUCAGGUUUUGGGGUAUAUUAGCGCUGUUUGUUACUUGGGGGCGCGUUUACCUCAGAUCUAUAAGAACUACACCAACAAGUCAUGUGAAGGCCUCUCCCUGUUGUUCUUCAUCCUCUCUUUGAUGGGUAAUUUGACCUACGGCGCUGGGAUUUUGUGUCAUUCCACGGAGAGGGACUACAUCAUUACCAAUCUGCCCUGGUUGAUCGGUUCCCUGGGGACUCUGGUCGAGGAUGUGACUAUCUUCGCGCAGUUCCGUCUCUACGUGGUCCCAGAUUCGACUACGGCAGUGUUGUAAUUCUUGACUUUUGAUGGCUUUCUUUGCUGUACUGCCUUUUUUUUUUUUUUUU